Molecule: messenger RNA, 1803 nt
Organism: Zasmidium cellare ATCC 36951
Lineage: Eukaryota; Fungi; Ascomycota; Dothideomycetes; Mycosphaerellales; Mycosphaerellaceae
Exons: 6
Coding region: 1-1803 (600 amino acids)
Biological process (GO): regulation of DNA-templated transcription
Molecular function (GO): zinc ion binding; DNA-binding transcription factor activity, RNA polymerase II-specific
Source: RefSeq, a predicted model, not a curated record
AUGACUGUUCCCAUCGUAAGGCAGAGGGCGAAGGCACCGAAAACACGCACAGGCUGCAAGACUUGUCGCCAACGACACAUCAAAUGCGACGAGACCAAGCCCGCAUGCCAGCGAUGCGCUCGAUCGGGCCGGCAGUGCGGAGGCUACGAUACCGUGAAGAACCCUAACGAUGUCAGGAAGCUGCCAUUUGUGCAGCCCAAGCAUUUGAGCCCGGGGACUGCCCUCUCGCCUGUCUUGCAGUCGCCUGGAGGAUCGCUGCAGCGUAUGGGCACUACCGAGCGCAAUGCUUUCGACUACUUUCGCAUGCAGACUGUUCAUCAGUUACCGGGGAAUGCGUGGCUGCUGUCGUGGGAGAGGCUAUCGAUUACUGCGAGCCUUACAGAGCCCGCCAUUCUUCACGCCAUUAUUGCGCUGGGAUCGCUACAUCAGGCGUAUGGCAUUUUCUCACCGUCACACUACAUCAAAGGCUCCUCGGUAGACCAUAGCCUUCAUGACUUUGCGAUCAACCAGUGCAACAAAGCCAUGGUGCUUGCAAGUAGCCACAUCGGCAACCUCUCGUCGACCAGCUCCGAUGCGGAAGUUCAAGUCGUCAUGCUAAUGUCGCUGCUCAUGUUCUGUUUCGAAGUCUGGUGUGGCCAAGAUCUUCGAGCCAGUUUCCAUCUGCGAACUGGCCUUCGCAUUCUCUAUGACCGCGUGAAACUCCCCGGCGACACUUCGUCCGCGGAGAAGAAGCGCCUGGUCGAGGUCAAAGUCAAUCCACAGAGCGAUAUGGAUAUCCUGCUACAGACGUUCGUCCGACUCGACAUGGACUUGACGAUCCAGGGCCGAACAGAUCCAUUCCUGUACCCCGUGAUAAAAGAAGACAUCCCCUCCGUCUUCUCGUCACUACAAGACGCCAUGGUCUAUCUAGAUGCCCUCGCCGCCUCCAUCCAGGACGUCUACCGCCAAAUUUUCGAGCGAGCAUUAGGAGGUCUUCGCGACGAUGGCGUCGGCGACCUAGAUGACGACAGACUGUGGAUGCUGGCUUCCGUCCACUCGCGGACCAUCGACUUGUCAUCAAAUCCGGACCUCGCGGCUCGAGUAGAUCAAGGCAAGCGCGACGUGAGCAGAUGGAUGUCUGCGUUCGCCUUCAUCCCCUUUACGUCUGAUCGACAAUCGGCGCAUCUGUUAGCACAGAUCCAGGCAUUUUGUCUGUGGCAUGAAGUUUCCUUUUGGCGAGAAUCGAAUGAGAUGCUGCUGGACCGAUUCGAAGAGCAGUACGACUACAUACUGGGCCUUGCUGAACGAUACGUGGAACUUCACCGCCAUGGAAGUCCGCCGAGUAGCCCGGGUUCUCCUGGCAGUGACUCAGAUUCACGAGGAUCAACACGACCAGCGUUCUCCCUCGGCACUGGCCUCGUUCCGUGCAUCUUCGUGAUUGCCUUCAAAUGCCGCAAAUCCUCCAUCAGGCGAAGAGCUGUCGAUCUCGUCCGCUCGAUCAACCUCACCGGCGUGUUUGAUGCUUACUGUGUUGCAUCGUUCUGCCAGACAAUCAUCGACAUCGAGGAGAAUGCUGCCAGACAAAUCCUUGGCACCGACAUUGAUGACUUUCAAACCCAUCAAAUUCCUAGAGAGGCGAGGUUGAUCGAUGUGAACAUGACAGAAUGGUCGAAAAGCGAAUUCUACAAGUCCGAUCAUUGUAGAAUGGUGUAUGCGAAGCUGGGCGAAGAGGGGGAGAUUGCAGUCGGGCUGAAGGAUUUCGCCAUUGUGAGGUCGACUACACCCAUCGAGAUUGAUCCGAGGCUUUUGGGCUGCGAAGGUUGA